AUGAUCUUCACCGAUCCGCAGUAUCCCGCCGCGGUAGUGAACCCAGUGUAUCAAGCAAACCAAGCGAACCAGCAGCAGCAACAGCCAGGAUUCUCAAGUACACCACGCCCAUAUGGAGGACCAUCUGAGAUACCUCAGCCGCCAGUGGUGCCCCAGGGAUGGUUGGCAUACUGGGAUCAGGGACAGCAGAAGUACUAUUUCCAUAAUACAGAAACGGGAGUGGUAUCGUGGGACCAUCCCCAGCCAAACCAAGCGCUCCCAACGCCCCCAGCAAGCUCAAUUGGCAUGUACUCCCAACAGCAGCAACAGCAGCCCAUAUAUGGCCAGCGCGGAAUCAUAGUACCCGCAAUGAGCCCACAUAACCAAUAUCAGCAACCACAGCAACAGCACCAGCAGCAGCCCCAAAAUCAGAACCAGCAACAAUGGUCCCAACAACAUCAGAGACAAAUGAGCCAAACUCCCGCCCACAAACACCAGUAUGCGCAGCAGCAGCAGCCCACAUACGACCCCAUUCACACUCCCGUCUCACCUCUCAGCACGCAUCGUAGACCCAUAAGUCUCCGUUCCGCAACAGCCACACCGCACCCGUUCGGAUUCGCUGAAGUCGCCGGCAGCGAGGUCCCACCGCAGGCUGCUGCUACCCCACAGCAACAACCAAGGUUCGAAACUGGGCUAAUGCUUUCCUCCGAGCGCGAAGAUGAGCCCCCAAAGCUCUCAGCAAAAUUCACAGGCUUCACAGACGAAGACAGGAUGUUUACAGACAUCACUGUCUCCAGCGGCAUAAGCGCACCCCCCGCGUCUCAAUCCCACGAGACGCCGAAUGCCCGAGUACCCACUCUGUCGCCGCCGCCGCAAUUGACGGCAACCUCCCAGGUCCAGAAUGUACAGCACCCUAUGCCACAGGUACCACCAGGGCCGAAGAAUGUGCCGUUUUUGCAGCAUGCUAGGAGCCCGAGCCAGUCUUCGGUGAUGUCGGCUGCUUCGAUGACGCAGACGCCGCUGGAGUACGGCGGUAUGAGGUCUGCUACGCCGGGUGCUGGGUAUCAAGCUCAGUCUGCUAGUUAUGGCAAUCUGAACGUUAUCAAGCCGAGGAAGGCUGUUCCACAGAGUGCAAGUGCGGGCCCUACUUAUCUUAGCCAGACUCCACAUCCGGGGAAUAUGAAUGCACAGCAGCAGCAUAAUUCGGUCCAACAGCAGCAUCCGGUUCAGCAGCAGCAUCCCGUUCAACAGCAGCAUCCAGUUCAGCAGCAGUAUCAGGUGCAGCAAAACCAAAUACAGCAACAGCCUGUCCCGCAGUACCAGAAUCAGCAACAACAGGCGCCGCAGCAACAGGUGUAUCAGCAACAGGUACCUCAACAACAGGUACCUCAGCAGCAAGCACAGCAACAACAUACCCUCCAAAACAGGCAAUCCAUGCCCGUAUUCACGAAUCAGCAGACUACCAAUCCACUCCCAAGAUCAUCCACUCACCUUCAAUACCGGCCGUUAACCCUCGAAUCCACAAUUAAUCCCCAUAAAACAGUGACAACAACUAGAUCAACUCAUUCAACCUCGAUUCUGCGACCUCGAAAAGCACCAAAGCAGGACACAGUUUCUGCUGGUGCUUUGAAGGCUGCAGAGGGUUUCAGUACUAUGGCGAAGGCUAGCGCUCUAGCUGCCAGGAAGGCUCUUGAGGAGAAAGGCAACUUCUUUAUUCCAAAGGUAAAGAAGAAGCCUGCUCCGACCAAAGUUCAACAACAACCUCAACCUCAACCUCAACCUCAACCUCAACCUCAACCUCAACCUCAACCUCAACUUCAACCACAGCCACAGCCACAGCCACAGCCACAGUUUCAGUAUGAGACUCAGCCGGCUCCAGUUCAGCAAGCCCCAAUUCAGCAAGCUCAACAAGCCCCAGCGCAGCUGCAGUCUUCCGGAAUGAUGGGUAGCGGUACAAGAGUCAUGGUACGAGGUAGAGGUCCCACGGUGAUGGCUGCAAGAGGUCGCGGCAUUGCCACUAGAGGAGCCAUUGCAGUGACUACAAGAGGUGGUAGCACGGUUGGUAGAGCGGGCAGCGGCAUAGUAGCAGUAAGGGGCGGCGCCACAGCCACAGCAAGAGGUGGUAUAGUCGUUGGAAGAGGGGGCACUAGAGGAGUUGUUGCGUCCAGAGGAAGAGGCGCUGCUGAUGGCGGACAAGCGAGAGGUGGCUUGAGCGCGCCAAUGGCAGCAGGUGUUAUGGGGGCUGCCCGAGUUAUAGCUAGUAUGGACCCUAGCGGCGUUAGUACAGGAAUCCUAAUGGUCGCCGGUCCAACCGCAGGAAAAAUGCUUAGAGGUGGUAGUCUAGGAGGGCGGGGAGGACCAUCCCGAGGAGCAACUGCGGGAAGAGGUAGACCGGUCCGAGGGGUAGCUGUCGGGAGGGGAAGAGGUAGAGGUAGAGGUAGAGGUGUCCCGGUAGUGGGUGAGAGAGGAAUCCCAACCUUCGUCAGUGGAGAGAACCCAUUACCACAACAGCCAAUGAUUAAUUCACAAGAUUAUCAACCACAACAGGGGCUGAACACACAUGAUUACCAGCACCCACAACCGGCAUUUAAUGCACAACAAGACCACACGGAGAAUAUGUACGCUGAUGUCGGCGGUAUUCCUCCAGCAAAUCAGGGUCCCAGUACUCAUCAGCAGCAACUGGAAAGCCUGCAUGCUGAUUUUGGCGGCGUUCUGCCUCCAGUAAAUCAGGGCGAGGGUGCACAUCAGCAGCAGAUGGAAGGCUUGCACGCCGAUUUUGGUGGGGUCCCACCACCGGCACAGACUACGAUAGUUGUAGGUAGGGGUAGAGCAAUGGUAAGAGGCGGAAUGAGUUUAGGUGCUGGAAGAGGAGUAGUAGCGGGAAGAGGAAGAGGCAUAGCACAGGAUUCUGCAGGUCAAAUACCUGCUGGUCGUGGUGUAGGUCACGCUCCUAUUGGGCAUGGACCAAGCCCUGCGCAUCCAGCUGGCCGUGGAGCAACUCAUGCUACCCCGAUGGGACGUGGAACAGGGCAAAGCCCUACUCCAUAUGCACAACCUCUUAAUGCACAUGGUCCAAGCCCCGUUCAAGCGGCUGGACGUGGAAAACCUCCGGCACCACAAGGACAAACUCCAACGCCUUCUAUGGGGCGUGGAACUGGACAGUAUCCAUCAGCAUCAACACCUGCACCUGGCGUAAGUCCACUCAAUCCGGCUGGAUUGCCACAGGCCUCAGAGCAUGGCCCAACAGGACGUGGGAAUGGUAAACCCCCCAUGACACAAAGCUUAAGUCCUCAAUCUGCUGGGCGUGGGGUAGGUCCUAUGCAACCUCUUGGUCGUGGAGCUGGAACCUCAUCUAUGGGUCGUGGAUCUGGCCUGCCUAACAUGCCUAGUCUUCCUACUGGGCUACUUAAUUCCUCUCCCAUGGGACCGGGAGCUGGCCGUGGGGUGCCUUUGCAAACCCAACAAACUGGGUCACAGCAGCAAGUUCUGCCGCAGAAUCAAGGGCUUGCACAGCAGCAAGCGCUCUUGCAGAACCAACAGCUCACACAGCAGCAGCAGAUUCAACAGCAGCAAAUUCAGCAGCAGCAACAGCAACUCGCACAGCAACAGAUGCAACAGCAAAUGCAGCAGCAAAGUAUCCAGCAGCAGCAACAGUUCCUGCAACAACAACAAUCUCAGAUGCGGCGCCAGAAUAUGAUGCAGAGCGCUGGUCUUGCUGCCCAACGGAUAAUGAUGGGCCGGGGUCAGCAGAACCAGCAAAACCAGCAGCAGAACCAGCAGCAACAACAGCAGCAAAGUAUGAUGCAGCAGAGUAUGAUGCAAAGUGCGCAGAGGAUGAUUAUGCAACAGAAUCAGCAAGAAAGGCAGCAGCAGCAACAAGAGCAGCAGCAACAGCAGCAACAACAGCAGCAGCAACAGCAGCAAGAACAGCAGCAGCAACAGCAGCAGGAGGAACAAGCGCAGCAGGGACAGGGACAGGACCCACAACAAGAUCCACAACAAGAUCCACAACAAGAUCCACAACAAGAUCCACAACAAGAUCCACAACAAGAUCCACAGCAGCAAGAUCCGCAGCAGGACCCGCAACAAGACCCCCAACAAGAUCCACCACAGGAUCAAGCCCAAGACCCCCAGCAAGGUCAGGAGGGAGAAAUAGCACAAGAUGAUGGCACGUAUGCCGAGGAAGGUACGGGAGAGGAUCCGUAUGCAGCAGAGCAAGAGCCUGCCGUAGAAGAAGAGGCCGUCGUGCAAGAGGAGGUUGUCGUAGAGACUACCUACACCGAAGUAACCUACACGGAAACGGCGUAUGCCGACCAGGGCACUGCACAAGACCAAACCUACGCCGAAGACCCCACGGCAUAUCAAGAUCCCACUACAACGGAUGGCCAGUAUUAUGAAGACCCGGCAGCUGCCGGAACAACAGAUGCAGGAUAUCAAGACCCAGUGGCAGCAGAGGGCCAGUACUAUGAAGAUCCUGCGGCUACCGAAACAACUGGUGCGGGAUAUGAAGACCAAGGUGCAUACCAGGAUACUGCCGCGUAUGAAGAUACUACAACAUAUCAGGAAACAGCAAUAUAUGAGGAUACUACAGUAUAUGAAGACCCAUCAACAUGUCAGAACAAUGCUACGUAUGAGGAAACCACAACGUACCAGGACACUACAGUAUACGAGGAUCCUAAUGCUGGUUAUGAAGACCCCAACGCUGGUUACCAAGAUCCCAACGCUGGUUACGAGGACCCUAACGCUGGCUAUGAGUACCCUAAUGCUGGUUAUGAGGAUCCCAACGCUGGUUAUGAAAACUCUGCUGCUUAUGAAGAUCCGAAUGCAGGUGCGGGCACAGAAUAUGCCGCAUACGAGGACCCCAAUGCGGGUGCUGACUACAAUACCGGCUACGAAGAUCCGAAUGCUGGAGCGGAUUACACUACAGGUUAUGAGGAUCCGAAUGCCGGAUAUGCUGAAGGGGGAUAUACGGGUGGAGAGGAAUGUGGCGUUGAGGGUGGAUACGUAGAGGAAGGGUAUGCUGGUGAAGAAUAUGCUGGCGAAGAGUAUGUUGGUGGCGAAGAGUAUUCUGGUGGUGACUGUGGUGCAGACCAAGGCUAUGCAGAGGAAGGAUACACUGGUGAGGAAUACGCUGCUGAUGAUGGUACUGGUGGUGAGUGCGGAGGCGAAGAAUAUGGUGCUGACACUGGGGGCUAUGAAGAGUACGGCGCUGAUACAGGCGGAUAUGAGGACUAUGGUGGUGACUGUGGAGGUGGAGAGGAUUUAAUGGGCGGGGCUGACGCUGGAGCGUAUUAUGAAGAGCCCACAUAUAUGGCGGACGCUGAUUACUCUGCGGACAUGAUGGCAUCGGUUUAA
This is a messenger RNA of Morchella sextelata, 5334 nucleotides long. RefSeq lists its product as uncharacterized. Bases 1 to 5334 code for a protein of 1777 amino acids. NCBI's taxonomy places the organism in Eukaryota, Fungi, Ascomycota, Pezizomycetes, Pezizales, Morchellaceae. The transcript has 3 exons. Gene Ontology annotation, molecular function: protein binding. The record is from RefSeq and is a predicted model, not a curated record.